AUGUUGGAGCAGCCGACGGAAUUGGACCGGCUGAAUCGGACAUUGUCAAAGCUGGAGAUUCUUCGAGAGACUCUCCUGGACCCCGAUCUCUUCAACUCUUCCCUUCUCGAGGAUUACGCAAAGGAGGUGGCCGAAGCAGUGCAAAACGGGAUCGAUCCCUGGAAUAACGAAUCCCGAUGGAGCGCCAUGAAGAGCGUCUUCUUCGCCUCCACCGUCCUCACCACGAUCGGAUAUGGUGAUAUGGCGCCGGCGACGACGGAAGGGCGAGUAUUUUGCAUAGUCUUCGCCAUGAUCGGAAUCCCGAUCGCGUUGACGGCUAUCACGAACUUGGGGCGGCUCCUGGCCACUUUAAUUUCUUCCUUCUAUCGACGCUUCCGGACCAGCUGCAAAUGGAUUGACCGAUUAUCCAAAUCCGCCGGGAUUUCCAGUGGUGGCGUCCAAUCCAAGGGCGUCUAUGUGGUGGCGGGAGUGGGCCUCCUUGCCCUUUAUAUCGCUAUGGGCGGAGGACUUUUCAUGAUCUGGGAAGACUGGUCCUUCUCCGAAGCCUUCUACUUCUGCUUCAUCACGAUGUCGACGAUUGGGUUCGGGGAUUUAGUGCCCCAGCAGCAGACUUAUGUCUUCUUGUGCACCCUUUACAUCUUGGUCGGAUUGGCCCUCACGUCCACUAUCUUCGAGCUUGUUCGCCGCCAAUACGCCGAGAGUUGGGAGCGGAUGAAAGAACUGAGUGAGAAGCUGGCGGAUCUGUCCGGACCCUUGAGUGACACCUUAAAGCGAUUAGGAGAUCAGGCCCAUCGAUAUGGGGGGGACAUCAGCAUCGAUAUGAAUCUUAUGAAGGAUCUUCGAGAUCUGAGGAAGGCCGUCGCCAUGACCAAAUUCGAGUUGGAGUGGAAGGCGUUUAAGAAGCACGGAAAGAAGCCACCAGAUAGCUUACUUCUCCCAGAAGACACCGACGAACCAGUGAAAGUCGUCUGGAUCAUCUAUGAGAGCAAUGUUUGA
Messenger RNA from Darwinula stevensoni, 996 nucleotides. NCBI's taxonomy places the organism in Eukaryota, Metazoa, Arthropoda, Ostracoda, Podocopida, Darwinulidae. The record is from the annotation of a GenBank genome assembly.